AUGCCGCAGCCUUUAAUCUACCCGGCUAUCACCGAGCAUAAGUCUACGGUCAUCAUCGCUCAUGGAUUUGGCGAUAGCGGAAAUGGCUACGUUCCUAUUGUGCGCAACUGGCAGGACAGCGGCCUCUUCCAUGACACAAAGUUCAUCCUCCCGAGCGCCCCAGCCAUCAGCGUGACAUCGGCCGGCGGACGCCCCAUACCAGCAUGGUUCGACAUCCGCGGCGAGCGCGGGCCACACGUCACCUUCGAGGACCUGACGCAGCAGAACCAGGAUGAGGAGGGCAUGCUGCAGAGCCGGGAUUUCUUCCUCUCCCUCAUUCAGAAUGAGAUUACGAAGCACGCCAUUCCAGCGUCGCAGAUCAUCAUGGGCGGCUUCUCGCAGGGCUCCGUGAUGGCGCUGCUCACGGGCGUCACCGCGGACGUGCAACUCGGGGGCGUGUUUUGUCUCUCUGGGUACCUUGCUCUGGCAGAUGCCGUGCGAGGAGGCGAUGGGAAGACGGGCGGUGCAAGCAAAUUCCCGCACGCGAGGGAGGGAACGGGGACCGAGGUCCUAAUGAUCCACGGGGAGAGGGACCCGGUGAUGAAUCUGGAUUGGGCAGAGAAGUCGAGAGACAUUGUUAAAGAGUUGGGGUAUCCCGUUGACUCCAGCAUCAUCCCUGGGCUCGGCCACAGCAUAAACCAGGAGGUUCUCGCGAAGGUGACGGCGUUUAUCAAGAGGGUACAGGGCAAGGGCAGAGACCGGCACGAUGAGCUUUGA
Diaporthe amygdali is the source of this 756-nucleotide messenger RNA. Its product is annotated as cyl-protein thioesterase 1. NCBI's taxonomy places the organism in Eukaryota, Fungi, Ascomycota, Sordariomycetes, Diaporthales, Diaporthaceae. The record is from RefSeq and is a predicted model, not a curated record. Bases 1 to 756 code for a protein of 251 amino acids. Gene Ontology annotation, cellular component: cytoplasm. Gene Ontology annotation, molecular function: carboxylic ester hydrolase activity; palmitoyl-(protein) hydrolase activity. The transcript is spliced from 4 exons. Gene Ontology annotation, biological process: protein depalmitoylation.